Molecule: messenger RNA, 1638 nt
Organism: Fulvia fulva
Lineage: Eukaryota; Fungi; Ascomycota; Dothideomycetes; Mycosphaerellales; Mycosphaerellaceae
Product: Cytochrome P450 monooxygenase gloP
Exons: 2
Coding region: 1-1638 (545 amino acids)
Molecular function (GO): iron ion binding; oxidoreductase activity, acting on paired donors, with incorporation or reduction of molecular oxygen; monooxygenase activity
Source: RefSeq, a predicted model, not a curated record
AUGCAGCUUGAUAGCGGCGUCACCACAGCUCAAGUCGCAGCAGCUGCCGGCAGCUUAGCUGUGGCUUACAUUGCUCUUACAGUCCUGAUACUUCCACUGCUGUCCGAGCCGCAGAAGUACUGGAGGUCGCAGUCAUGGGUCGGCGUGAAGAAGCAGGCUUUCGCACGAAUCAGAGCAGGGUUCAACUCACUGAAGCACACCAAGGAGUAUGUUGCAGAGGGGUACGCAAAGUACUCGCAGAACAACCGGAUGUUCGUGCUGCCACAGCUUGCCCAAGAGCCUCUGGUUAUGAUCCCUGCCAACAGGCUGCACGAACUGGUCAACCUCACAGAUGACCAACUUGAUCCGUUCAUCCCAAACUCAGAGUCAAUCGCCGCCAAGUAUACCGUCGGCUACGACGUAAGACAUGGACCACAUAUCGAUGUUGUCCGACGACAACUCACUCGCCGCCUGCCACUGCUUACUGCCGAUGUCUACGAAGAGCUUGAUCUGGCCAUGAAAGAUAAUUGGCCAGUAAACUCCGCGGACUGGACCACUGUUAAGGCCUACCCAACAUGUAUGAAGAUUGUCAGCAGGGCGGCGAAUCGUGUCUUCGCUGGUACGAAACUCUGCCGGACUCCAGACUUCCUUGAGCAUUCACGACUCUACGCUAUUGCCGUCUUCAAGGCAGGUGGCUUGAUGAGACUGCUGCCAAAGUCAAUCCACACUAUUGUUGCACCCUACUUCACAAGAGAUGUCAAACGUCACCUUGCCAUCUGCAAGGAGAUUGCAUUGCCCGAGAUCCGCGAACGACUGAAGCACAUUCAGAGUCCCAGCUACAAGCCAUCCGAAGCGCCAGUUGAUGCACUCCAGUGGAUCCUUGAAGACUGCAAUCAACUCGCGCAGAACGAUCCGACCGAGCUUGACGAAGAUCGUCUGUGCCGCCGCCUUCUGAUGCUGAACAUGGUCGCCAUCCACACAACAAGCAUGGUCACCACCGACACACUGCUCGACCUCUUCUCGUCCCCUGAUCGGGAGGACUAUGUCGCCGGACUCCGUGAGGAGGUGGAGCGAGUCUUGCAUGAGAGUGGAGGCCAAUGGUCAAAGAAUGCAAUCAACAGCAUGCACAGAGUCGACAGUACAAUCCGCGAGACGAUGCGAGUCUCAUCUCUAGGCGAUAUUGGCAUGAAGCGCCAAGUCACAGACCCAGCCGGUAUCGAUCUCAGCGGAGGUCUCCACAUCCCAGCUGGUGUUCGUCUCGCCACGCCGAAUCGAGCUAUCCACACAGAUCCAGCCUUCUACGGCGAGAAUGCCUCUUCCUGGGACGGCUUCCGCUUCAGCAAGCCUCGCGAGGCAUAUCUCGAGCAGGUAACGGACGCAGGCGAUCGUCCCGACAGGCUGAAGAGCGUUCUGGAGCAGAAGAAUCAGGGCUUGAUUGCUACGAGUAGUGACUUUCUCAGCUUUGGGCAUGGCAGACAUGCUUGUCCUGGACGGUUCUUUGCAAGCCAGGAGAUGAAGCUGAUGCUAGCGCAUAUUGUGAUGAAUUAUGAUAUCAAGAUUGAUGGAGGGAGGCCGAAGAAUAUGGAGAUCAAUGGUGCUAGUGUGCCUACGAAUGAGGCGGAGAUGCAGAUCAGGCUUAGGAGUAAGACAGUAGCAUAG